This is a messenger RNA of Asparagus officinalis (garden asparagus), 2600 nucleotides long. Its product is annotated as U-box domain-containing protein 34. Bases 1 to 2256 code for a protein of 751 amino acids. Gene Ontology annotation, biological process: protein ubiquitination; protein phosphorylation. NCBI's taxonomy places the organism in Eukaryota, Viridiplantae, Streptophyta, Magnoliopsida, Asparagales, Asparagaceae. The record is from RefSeq and is a predicted model, not a curated record. Gene Ontology annotation, molecular function: ATP binding; ubiquitin-protein transferase activity; protein kinase activity. The transcript is spliced from 9 exons.
AUGCCUCACGCUCACCGCGCGCUCCUCGUCCACGUCAUCCCCUCUGUCACCUCCGUCCCAAAUCCUACAGGGAAGCGCAUCCCUACUGGGGAAUUGGAGAGGGAGGUGGUGGAUUUGUAUGUUCAGGAUUUGAGGUUGAAGGCUCAGAAAGUGAUGUAUCCAUUUAAAAGGCUAUGCCCGAGUAAAAAUGUUGAUACUUUGGUGUUGAAUGGACAGAGCCCUGCGGCUGCGCUGCUGAGGUUUUUAUUGGAGUCAGGGAUGAAGAAUUUAGUGCUGGGAUCUUCUUCUUUGGGUUGGUUUAGAAGGAUACUUAAGGGUCCAGAUGUGCCUACUACUAUCUUAAAAUCAGCUCCUGAUUCUUGCAACAUCUUUAUUGUUUCUCGGAAUAGGCUUACAAUGAAAGUUGCUACGGAAUCAAUGAUAGGGAGUAGCAUAAAUAUGCAAAUACAAAAAGUUAGUCUAAAAGCAUUUACCCAGAAGGAAUGGAACUGCAUUUUUAAUAAAAGUAUAUCUUCUCAUAGUGCAGUCGAUCCUGAAAUAUUGCAUUUAUCCGUACCUUCAGAUCUUGAUUCAGAUUCUCAAGUCUUCCAGGAUGGCAGUGCUUCUAUCACGUCUGGUGGGAAUUCAGAAACUGCGCUUAUAAUACCUCAAGGUUGUCAGAAGAAUGGAGACAACCUGGGCAAAAAGAUUCUAGAUUUUCAAACAUUAAGAAAAUAUGAUAAUUUAUCUCCAUAUAAAGAAGUCCCUUAUGUCAUCAUGAACUCAGAAGAUCAGGCUGAAGCUCCACAGGAAGUAGUUAGACUGCGGAAAGAAUUGCAAAAUACUCUGGCAAUGUACAAAAGAGCUUGUGAAGGCCUGGUUCAUGCUAAGAAAAAGGUUGCUUUGUUAUCCACUGAAUACUCUGAAGAUGCUAAAAAGGUGAAAGAUGCACUGGAAAGAGAGGAGAUGUUGAAAAGGAUAGCUGAAGAAGAGAAGGCCAAACAUUUAGAAGCCAUCAAAGAAGUUGAGGAGGCAAAACAGUUACUCUCUAAAGAGGCAUUGGAUAGGCACAAAGCUCAAAUGGUUGCCUGUGACAUGUCUUCUGAGAAAUUUAAAAUCUUUGAUUCUCUAUUAUCAAAUGGAAAAAAUUGUCGACGUUACUCGAAGAAUGAAAUUGAGGUUGCAACAGAUAACUUCUCUGAGUCAAAAAUGAUAGGAGAGGGAAGUUACGGAAAAGUAUACAAAUGUAACCUCGAUCACACUCCAGUUGCUAUCAAGGUUCUUCGCCAAGAGACGCAUGAUAAGAAAGAGGAAUUCAUAAGAGAGGUUGAAGUUCUUAGCCAAUUACAUCAUCCACACAUGGUCUUACUGCUUGGGGGCUGUCCUGAAAAUGGGUGCCUUGUAUAUGAAUACAUGGAGAAUGGAAGCUUGGAAGAUAAACUAUUUUGCAAGGAUGGAUCAAAUCCUCUUCCCUGGUUCGUUAGGUUCAGGAUUAUCUUUGAAGUGGCCUGCGGACUUGCUUUCUUACAUGGAACAAAACCUGAGCCUAUAGUUCAUCGUGAUCUCAAACCAGGAAACAUAUUGUUAGAUAGAAACUAUGUUAGCAAGAUAGGAGAUGUUGGAUUGGCCAAAUUAAUAUCAGAUGUAGUUCCUGAUGGAUUCACUGAAUACAGAGAAACUGUUCUUGCCGGUACUCUCUUUUACAUGGAUCCAGAGUAUCAGAGAACAGGUACAAUUAGACCCAAAUCAGACUUAUAUGCCUUAGGAAUUAUUACACUACAAUUAUUGGCAGCUAGGCACCCAAGAGGGUUGCUGAUGAAUGUGGAAAAUGCAAUAGAAAGUGGUUCAUUUGCUGAUUUACUUGACAAAUCAAUAUCAGACUGGCCGCUUCUAGAGGCAGAGAAGUUAGCGAAGCUUGCUGUAAAAUGCUGCAGGCUAAGAUGCAGAGACAGGCCAGAUUUGGACUCAGAAGUACUCCCUGAACUGGAGGAGCUUUGCAAAGUGGCUAAUGUUUGUUUCAAGUUGAGACAAUGCAAUGUUUAUGCACCGAGCCAUUAUCUAUGCCCAAUAUUGCAGGAAAUUAUGGAAAAUCCCCAUAUUGCUGCUGAUGGAUAUACUUACGAGUAUAGAGCAAUUAAAGCAUGGCUUGGAAAACACAAGAUAUCUCCCGUUACGAAGCUCAGGCUUUCACAUACCUGCAUAAUCCCAAACUACUCUUUGCUAUCAGCUAUACAAGAAUGGAAGUCAUCCUCUGGCUUACAACAUCCUGAGAAAUGAGAUUGCUCGAUACAUGAUCAUACUCCUGUAACAUUUCAACUUCCUCCGAAGUUACGGAGAGCUUGAUUAAUUUAUGAUGCAAAUCUAUCAUAGUACCAGCAUGCUUGAGAAAUUUCUGUGCCUUUCAGAUAUUAUGACUUGCACGGCAUGUUGAAUUGUAUAUAACACUGCUGAUAAUGUAUAGAGAAAAUUCUUCUCUGGUAGAAGAGAUUACACAUAUUUGCGAGUAUGUGCAUAUCAUGGUUGUGUAUUCAUCAGUGUGAAUGUGUCAGAGUUGUGCAGUUUUCUGGACCAUGUCACAUAUUGUUUAUAUUAAAUUGAUAAGUUAUUAUCUUGUUGAUGCA